GUACGAUUGGUGUACCCAGCAUAGUCAUAUGAUCAUCAACCAUCCAUCAAAGGCUUCGCAAGAGAACGGGAAACCAACAGUUAUAAAGUUAGCGCAGUAAUCUCGCCUGGCAGUCAUACACAACUACAGCUCGAGUUCAGAUCGCAGAGGAGCCCAAGAAAAUCAAUAAUAAAAUCUAAAGCCAUGAAGGUGUUCUUGCUAUUGGCAGCUGUGCUUGCCGUCGCCCAGGCUGUUUCGUUCUUUGAUCUCGUUGGCGAACAAUGGACCUCAUUCAAGUUGAGUCAUUCGAAAAAAUAUGAGAGCAAAACUGAAGAGAAGUUCAGGAUGAAGAUCUUCAUGGAAAACUCGCACAAGGUAGCCAAGCACAAUCAGAUGUACGAUAUGGGCAUGGUGUCCUACAAGUUGAGCCUGAACAAGUGGGCCGAUAUGCUUCACCACGAGUUCGUGCACACCGUAAACGGAUACAACCGCAGCACCAACGGCCUCCUCAAGAACAAAGGCUUCAAUGAAAAGGGCGCAACAUACAUUUCACCUGCUCACAUCACUUUGCCCAAGGAGGUUGAUUGGAGGGACGAUGGUGCAGUCACCGAAGUCAAGGAUCAAGGUCACUGCGGCUCUUGCUGGGCCUUCAGUUCCACUGGUGCUUUGGAGGGUCAACACUUCAGGAAAACCGGAAAACUUGUGUCGCUCAGCGAGCAGAACCUCAUCGAUUGUUCCGGUCGCUACGGAAACAACGGAUGCAACGGCGGUCUAAUGGAUUACGCAUUCCAAUAUGUGAAAGAUAACAAAGGCAUCGACACCGAGAAUUCCUAUCCGUAUGAUGCUGAAGACGAGAGCUGCCGUUACAAUCCCAAAAACUCUGGAGCCACUGACAGGGGAUACGUUGACAUCGAAUCUGGAAGUGAGGAGAAACUGUUGGCCGCACUCGCUACCGUCGGACCUAUCUCAGUUGCCAUCGACGCCAGUCACGAAUCGUUCCAAUUGUACUCGGAGGGUGUCUACUUUGAGCCCAGCUGCAGUUCGGAGAACCUCGACCACGGCGUUCUACUCGUAGGCUACGGCACCGAUGAUAAGGGUCAAGAUUACUGGUUGGUCAAGAACUCGUGGGGCAACACCUGGGGUGAUAAGGGUUACGUGAAGAUGGCCAGGAACAAGGAUAACCAUUGCGGAAUCGCCACCGCUUCCAGUUAUCCUCUGGUCUAGAUAUAGUGAAUAAGACAUGAAAGAAUUGUGAUCUACUAUUAUUAUUUCCAUUAAAUGUUUCCUUAUGUUAAGUCUAAUUUAAGCCUCCUAUUAUUUCGCAUGUAAAUAUUAUCGGGGCACAAACAAAUUAAAUCUGUUGUUGAAUCUA
This is a messenger RNA of Nicrophorus vespilloides, 1351 nucleotides long. Its product is annotated as cathepsin L. The record is from RefSeq and is a predicted model, not a curated record. Bases 184 to 1203 code for a protein of 339 amino acids. NCBI's taxonomy places the organism in Eukaryota, Metazoa, Arthropoda, Insecta, Coleoptera, Silphidae. The transcript is spliced from 4 exons. Gene Ontology annotation, molecular function: cysteine-type endopeptidase activity. Gene Ontology annotation, biological process: immune response. Gene Ontology annotation, cellular component: lysosome.